UGUUUUGGUUGAGGACAGGAAACAAGCAUCGACUGGCAGCUACGUCUCAAGUCAGUACCAAAGGGGACUGGGCUUCCGCAUACGUCAGCCUCGAGCUCCCUUCGCAGUGCUUUGUAGGGGCGCUCAAGCUGACCCAGUCUACCUGCGCAAGACAGGCGCGCUUCACAUAAGAUUGAGAUCAUUUCUGUCUCUCGAUUUUCAUGGACGAUUGCCUUGACUAUGUGGUGCAACAAGUCGCUCUGGAUGGAAUUACCGGUGCGAGUCUACCACGCCUUUGGACCUUUGUCUCAGAUUUCUUUCGCCAACAAGGUCAAGGAAUGUGUGUCGACGGCGCUCUAAAGCGUUUCCUGUGGGUUCGAUUGGCGCGGCGACAGGGCAUCAACGUUUGGUUAGCACAGCAAGACGGCAUUCGGCGUCUCGAAAAUGACACUGACGUGCUGGACGCAUUGGACGCGGAUGGAGCAAUGGUGCCGUCCGCGGGAUUCAAGCGUAUGCGCUGUCAUGUCAAGACUUCACAGCUAAAUUACAGGUCGCAAAAUCGCAGUUUGUUUUGUUGUCGCAUAUAUCGCGGUCUAGGGCGACCGGCGUGCCGCGAUCGGAGCUCAGCAGGCUGACCGGCCAGGAUCUGCGUAGCGUACCCAAGAGGGUGAAGGACCUCGUUGCUCUGGGCCACAUUUGCUCUUUUCCAGUCGUUUUCCAGGGUGCCAAGACAGUGUGGCUCGUGCAUCGCCACUUCGUCGAGGACUACCUCAGGCUUUCUGGAGACACUACGUCGGGCGCACAUGGAGGCCAGUUCGAUUAUGUAUCUC
Protomyces lactucae-debilis is the source of this 809-nucleotide messenger RNA. RefSeq lists its product as uncharacterized. Gene Ontology annotation, cellular component: transcription factor TFIIIC complex. The record is from RefSeq and is a predicted model, not a curated record. Gene Ontology annotation, biological process: 5S class rRNA transcription by RNA polymerase III; transcription initiation at RNA polymerase III promoter. Lineage: Eukaryota; Fungi; Ascomycota; Taphrinomycetes; Taphrinales; Protomycetaceae. Gene Ontology annotation, molecular function: DNA binding. The transcript has 3 exons. Bases 201 to 614 code for a protein of 137 amino acids.